Molecule: messenger RNA, 1416 nt
Organism: Hyalella azteca
Lineage: Eukaryota; Metazoa; Arthropoda; Malacostraca; Amphipoda; Hyalellidae
Product: trichohyalin
Exons: 10
Coding region: 1-1386 (461 amino acids)
Source: RefSeq, a predicted model, not a curated record
AUGGCAAUGGAGCGGGACGCGGCCAAGCAGGCGCUCAGGAGCGCGUCGGGACGCCAGGGCGCCGCUACGCAACAGGAGCUGCCGGCGGGCUACCGUCGUGCGGUGGAGGAGCUCGAGUCUGAAGCGACGCAGCUGCGGCAGAGCAGCCGUGAGUGGCAGCAGCGAUAUGCGCAGCAGCAGCGGCUUCUGAGAUCCUGCCAGUCAAGGUUGGGAGACAGCGAGAUGGCUAAGAUGGCCUCAGAGACAAAGCUGCGGCUCCAGAUUGAAGAGCUGCGAGAGGAGCAGGAUGAGUUGCAGCGUCAGCACGACGAGUUGCUCGAGGAACACCGCCAACAGACACGGCAACUGCAGGACCUCAUGCAGCUCAACGAGCAGCUCCAGCUUAGGAAGAGCGAGCUGCAGGGCGUGGUGGCGACGGCAGGCACGAGGCUGCAGGAGGGCGAGACCCGCGCAGGCGAGAGCGUCAGGCUCGCCGACGAGGCGCUCGUCGAGAAGGACGCUGCGCUGCUCAGGGAGCGACACCUCAAGGAGAAGAUAGUGCGUCUGAAACAAGAACUGGAGAGCAUCAAGGCAACAGCGACAGAGAAAAGUCGUCACCAAAUGAACAAAAGCAAAGACCAAUACAACGAGAGCAUCCAGAGGAUAUCGCACGACCUAGCCUUGACGAAACAAAGAAAUGAAAAAAUGAAGGCAGAAAAGGAUCUGCUAGCAGAGCAGCUGCAGGAGACUCAAGCUGCAGCAGACUCCACCAAGGAUGGUCUGCAGCACGAGCUCCAGCAGCUCAGGCACGAGGCUGCAGAACUCCGGCAGAGAAUAGCAGAGCUGAACGCGCAGUGUGCAGCCUCUGCCAGCAGAGAACAGGCUGCCAGAGUGAGGGAGGAGCGCGUGAGGGCACUUUUCUGCGAAGCAGCACAGAAGCAAGAGCAGCAGCUGAAGCAGCUAGAGGAGGAAGUAUCGCGCCUGAGGGCUGAGGGCGAAGAAGCGCGAGCAAAGCAGCGCGCCUUGGAGCGCGCGCGACACACCGACGCAUCGCACACGGCAGACCUGCGCCGCGCGCUAGAGCAGAAGGUCGUCAGACUCGAACUUUGUCUCAGUGAGAAAAAGAAGCAGCGGGAGGACCUGGAGAAGCAGCAUCAAGAGCAGCUGUGCGGCCUGAGAAGCAACCAGGAGCAGCUCACGUCUAAGCUUCACGCGCGCAUCCAAGAGAAGCAAGACACGUGCGCCAGGUUAUUGCAGGAGCGGGAGUCCCUGACACGAGCGCUGGAGAGCAGACUCUCCGCCGCCACCUCCAUGGCCGCGAGCACGGCUGCGGAGCUCGCCCAACAGAAAGCUCAUGCUGAGCACUACAAGAAAAAACUUGAUGCCGCAAAUAACAGGUUACGUUGAUUGAAUGAAGGAUUGAAUGUCCUAUUGAUU